AUGGGGAACGAAAGCUCGUCGCUGGGUGAAGUAGCUCGCUCUAGUGACGAAGAUGAAAACACUGUCGAGGGUGGCAAAUGCUAUGGUUUUCGUGUCAUCGGCAUACAGGAGCUGUCACCGGCAUCUGAUGCUGGCUUUGUGAGCUUCUUUGACUUUAUCCUCGAGGCAAAUGGCAUUCGGCUGGACACAAAAGAUGCUACAUUUAUGGAGCUGAUUGCCCAUAGUGAGGAUCGGCCUAUGCAGCUGAAAGUGUACAAUGUGAAGGCGCAGACUACGCGAGAAUUACAGCUUACACCCAGUCGAAAGUGGCCGGGAAAAGGUCUGCUUGGCGUGACCAUUCGCUUUGACUCCUAUGAAGGUGCCGAGGAUCAUGUAUUGCACAUACUUAGCGUAGCAGAAUCAUCGCCAGCCGAGCGUGCGGGACUUCGAGCUGAUUCUGACUAUCUAUUAGGCACGCCUGAGCGUGUCUUUGCGGAUGCAGAGGAUCUGCAUGAUGAGAUUUUGGACGCAUUGGAUGGAUCAUUUCAAUGCUAUGUAUAUAACUCGUUGGAGGACCAGGUUCGCAUCGUGUCAAUUGUCCCGACCGAGCGAUGGGGAGGCGAAGGUAUAUUAGGGGCUGAAGUUGGUCAUGGUUAUCUCCAUCGCCUCCCAUCUGUUUGUCGAAAAACCAUUGGCGCUUCUGUAGGCUUUGUUCAACUUCCUAAAGAAGCCAAGGCAGCCACAGAUGCUUUUUUGAAGCCGCAACGACGGAAUGAUGAUAAUUUAGUAACCACAACUACCAGCAGUAAGCAGCAGAAACAAGAAGAAGUUGCUGACCAAUCGACGAGAGAUAUCGUCGAAAAUUCUCGAGAAAAGGAUUCGUCGAGUGAAGCAGAUCAGGUCAAAUACCGGGAGCAACUAAAUCAGGAAUUAGGAGAUGCACGAUUAGCCUCUAAAGCAUCUGAGACAGCUUGCUUGCAGACCCCUGAAGCACAAAUAUUAAUCAACUUCAUCUUACCGUACUAUUAUGAUCAUGAGCAAUGCAAACGCCCGUAA
Molecule: messenger RNA, 1035 nt
Organism: Plasmopara halstedii
Lineage: Eukaryota; Oomycota; Peronosporomycetes; Peronosporales; Peronosporaceae
Product: Golgi reassembly stacking protein GRASP65, contains PDZ domain
Exons: 7
Coding region: 1-1035 (344 amino acids)
Biological process (GO): Golgi organization
Cellular component (GO): Golgi apparatus
Molecular function (GO): protein binding
Source: RefSeq, a predicted model, not a curated record